UCAAUCAUUAAAUCUGGAUGUUUGUUCUUAUCUGGGUUUCUCUGCUCUUUGCUGUGAGAAGCAACAAUGCUAAUGCAGUUGAAACUCAAGGAAGAGAGUGCUCUCAAAAUGGAUUCUGUGUCACCCUUAGUGAAGCAAAAAUAACGGCAGAGGCUGGACUCUGUGUUGUGAUUCCAUGUUCUUUCACCACUGAUGCUGGCUUCAUUCGGGAAAAUGCAGUUUGGUACAAUUGUGAUCUUUCUAAACACAACUGUACUAAAUUAGACAUAACACCUCAAUUGAACAACACCAACGCAAAUCAGCCUGAGUCUAGAGGUCAGGGGUCACUAUUGGAGCCUGAUCUGAGUCAGAAUAACUGCAACAUCAUCAUCAAUGACGUCACCAAAUCAGCCUAUGGAUCAUACCACCUCAAGGUUGAUAGUUUUCUAAAUUAAACCUUGGAAGGACACACAUUUCCUAGAGUAACUAUCACUGUAACAUAUCCGACCCAGAAGCCCACAGUGAUGAUUCCUCCUCUGACAGAGGGACAGCAGAGCACACUGAGCUGCACCGCUCCUGGUCUCUGCUCUGGAUCUGAUCCUGAAAUCACCUGGACGUGGAGAGGAGCAGGAGAGAAGGACUCUCACAUCCCAGGAAACAUCACUGAUUUCAGGACUGAGAAUCUGACUGCUGUCACUCAGAGACACAGCUCAACCCUGACCUUUAACUCUUCAGCUGAACACCACGGCACCAAUGUCAGCUGUAAGGUCAGCUUCUCAAACAACAUCACUACAGAGGAGACUGUGACUCUGAAUGUGGCCUAUAUGAAGGAAGUUAAAAUCACUGGGAAUUCAAGUGUGAAGAAGGAGGAAACUCUGAAUCGGACAUGUAGUGUUGAAAGUUUUCCUCCAUCUCUAAUCACCUGGACUAAACUCGGCUUGAACAGAAUCUUGAACAAUGACACUGGAACAGCCACACUUGUCAUCCCUAACGUGACGCCAGAAUAUUCUGGACAGUACAUAUGCACAGCAAAACAUCAGGACAGCCCCUUGACAAAAGAAGAAAAACAUAACAGGGAUAUAUGCAACGAAACCUGUGAUCACAGGAGUGACAACUGUUAAAAUCGGUGAUGCUCUAAAUCUGACCUGAAGUGCUGAAAGUUUUCCUCCAUCUGUUAUCACAUGCAGCAAC
Molecule: messenger RNA, 1170 nt
Organism: Etheostoma spectabile (orangethroat darter)
Lineage: Eukaryota; Metazoa; Chordata; Actinopteri; Perciformes; Percidae
Product: sialic acid-binding Ig-like lectin 14
Exons: 5
Biological process (GO): cell adhesion
Cellular component (GO): plasma membrane
Molecular function (GO): sialic acid binding
Source: RefSeq, a predicted model, not a curated record